Molecule: messenger RNA, 636 nt
Organism: Pseudozyma flocculosa PF-1
Lineage: Eukaryota; Fungi; Basidiomycota; Ustilaginomycetes; Ustilaginales; Ustilaginaceae
Exons: 2
Coding region: 1-636 (211 amino acids)
Source: RefSeq, a predicted model, not a curated record
AUGGGUUUCCUCAGCAACCUCGCCGGAAAGGCGCCCGGCGCAGCCGCCCCGCUCGCGCCCGUGCCCCGCCCCAUUGGCGUCAUCCCGCACUUUACCCAGCACUCGACCCAGAUCGCCCUCCAGGUGCGCGAGCAGAAGAUGUCGAUGAGCGGCGACGACUUUUCCGUCAAGGACGCCGUCACCGGCAACACCAUGUUCAAGGUCGACGGCUCCUACUUUUCCAUGCGCGACAAGAAGAACAUCACCGACGCCUCGGGCAACCCGCUCUUCACCGUCAAGAAGAAGCUCAUCGCCAUCCACUCGACCUACGUCGGCACCUCGCCCAAGACCGACGACGUCAUCUUCACCGUCAAGAGCUCCUUCAGCCUCGGCACCAAGCUCACCGCCACGUUCAAAAACGUCGCCGGCGACGGCCAGGAGACUGAGCUUGUGCUCCGCGGCGACCUCCUCGACAGGAGCGCCGAGAUCACCACAAAGGAUGGCAUCCCCGUCGCGCGCAUCGCCAGGUCCUUUGUCAACGCGGGCGAGCUCCUCUUCGACAAGCAGACCUACGUCCUCACGGUGGCCCCCGGCGUCGAUGCCGCCCUGCUGCUCGCCAUUUGCAUCUGCCUCGACGAGAAGGCCAACGAAAAGUAG